This is a messenger RNA of Danaus chrysippus (African queen), 408 nucleotides long. Lineage: Eukaryota; Metazoa; Arthropoda; Insecta; Lepidoptera; Nymphalidae. The record is from the annotation of a GenBank genome assembly.
CUGAGACCGGCCGGGCCCUACCCGCGCGGACCGAGCGGGCCGAGCGGGCCGAGCGGGCCGAGCGGGCCGGGUGGAGCUAGCGUUGAGUUUAUAAAGUGUGUGAUAGCGGUCGCUCUGACCGCCGCGGCCGCUGACGAGCGUCUCUACGGGAGAGGCCGGGUGAGGUUACUAGUACUAGUAGACACGACCUACUGUAGUAUUGUUAAUGAUGGAGCGUGUUGUAUGUCCUGUACACUACCGCGCUACACUAUACUACAGUAUAGUACAGUAUACUACACCGGGCCACGGAGCGGCGGAGUGGCGGGUGAUGUUCCAAUAAAUAUAGUAGAUACGAUCAGCGGCGGCCGGUGGGUCGCAGGUAACGUGGUCCUGUCCACCUCUCGUCACCCACCACGGCUCUCUUACUAG